GAGGGCGCGAGCGCAGGGCGCCGCCAAUGGGCAGGGGCAAGUUCGACAAGGACGUCCAGAGUAUACACGACGCGAUCCACCCGCACGUCACCGACAGCGGGUUCUUGGAGUACCGCGAGGAGCUCACUGGCGCCAGGGGCGCGAAGGAGCUGCUGAAGCACAAAGCGCUGAUCAACACGACUCCGUCAGGCGUGCCGCAGAGCCCGAUGUAUCGGACCUUCCUCAUGGUGGCGAAGGCCCACGAGGAGAGCUGGCGGCUCGGCACCGAGGCCGAGGGGUGGGCCUUGAAGCAAGCCAAGAGGUGCAGGGCAAUGAAAAGGGACGUGCUACAGGGGUUCGUGAAGCUGCAGUCCAAGAAAGGCGACCCCGACGCAGAGGCGCGGGCGUGGCUCCAGGGUUUCGCCAGCGACGCGACCACCGACGGUGGCGCCGCCGCUGGCGAUGCUGCGGAUGACGACGAGGAGUGCACCUGGCGCUUCGGCCACGACCCCGACGGACACGGAGAGGACGAUCGAGAGCAGGCGGCCACACGCAAGCGCGUCACCGCCAACGGGGUCAUUGGCCAGGUCGAGCAGAGUUUGCCGCUCAAGGAUGACCACCAGAAGGAGCCCAACAACCAGGUGGUCGCGAGGUGGGCUGACGGCACCGUCUACGCGAUCCCGCAGAUCACAUGCGGCCAGCUGCGGGCCGUGGACGGGCGGAGGAGCGCAGCAUUCGACGAGUGCGAGCUUGACAACGGCUGGUGGCGGUUGAUCGAGAAGAAUGAGCGGGGCGUGAGGGUGCUGUGCAUCAUGCACAAGGUCCCGAACGCCGCCGCCAAGCAGCAGGUUCAGCUCGUAGCGACGGGGCAGGAGGGCGACACCUUCGACGCGUCCGUGGAGGGCAUGAAGGAGCGUGUCAUGCUGGAGGGUGGAUCGGAGGGCGAGAGGCACGGCGAGGAUGACAAGGGCGUGGCCAAUGCGCAGAAGCAGGACUUCGGCUCGCACGCGAAGAAGUCGGUGAAGAAGCGCCCUGCUGCCCAGACGCCGCCUGUGACUGAGGCGGACGGCGCGCUCCCGAGCCCGGACGGCGCGCCGCAGGCGAAGGCUCCGAAGGUGACAGUGACCAUGAAGACGGAUACGGGCAAGGGCGGCGGCGCGCGGGGCAAGGGCGGCGGCAAGCAGAGCAAGGGCGGCGGCAAGCAGAGCACGGGCGGCGGCAAGCAGAGCACGGGCGGCGGCAAGCAGAGCACGGGCAAGAACACCGAUGCCGAGGGCCAGAUCAAGGGCGACGUCGUCAAGAGCAGCCGCAAGUUGAGCAUCGGCGAGGGUUCGACUGUCGGCGCGGGCUCAGGAUCGCGCGGCUCGCGCAUAGCCUUCCUGGAGAGCUCGUCCGACGAGGACGGCAUCUACCCCGCCCUCGACGACGGCCCCAUGCUCGACGGCCGCGCCCUUCGCACCUUCCUGGGUGCGGCAGCUGGCGGCGCUGAUGGAGUCAUCGAGGUCGGUGCCGCGGUCAGCCAGCUACCCGCCGCGAGCAGCGAGGCCGCCGCGAUCGACAGCGACGACGCCCCACUGGACACGCUGGUCAAGACGGAGCCCGUUGAUUCUCAUGACGUGCUUGCCGAGGCAGUGCGUGCGUCAAGCAAGCUCCGUGAUCCAGACGUGGGUGCUCCGCCUGAGGGUCAACCUGUUCUGACCGCGCAGCCAGGUCCAGCAGUGCACCAACUUCCAGAAGAGCAGCCUCCUGCACCAGGUCCAGCAGUGCACCGGCCUCCAGCCGCGCAGCCUCAUGCGCCACGUCCAGCAGAACCGACAGCUCAGAAACACGUCAAGCCCGACAAUGUCGCUGCAUCAAAGUCAUUGGAGGAGCUGUCGACAGCGGCGGGGGAUGAUUUUUCGAUCGAAGCGCAGAUCCAGCAGCAGCUCGACCUGGAGGACGUCCUGGAGUCGGAGGCGGGCGACCUCCUCGCGAAAUCGGACGGCGACGCCGACGUCCUCGCAGACUUCUUCAAGACGGGCUUCGCCAAGAUCAGCCACUUCACGGACCCCGGGGUGGAUGUGGAUGGUCCCGCAGCUCAGGGCGGCGCCGGUGACAGCGGGGAGGUCUCGGCAGAAGACGUAGCUGAGGCGAAGUCUUGGGGGCAGCAGAAGACCAACGACUUCAUGUUCACCACGGACACCAAAGCAGGGAACCCAGCGGCUGGCAGAUGGAAUCGAUGGUGCAAGAACCCCAACAAUGCAGAGAAGAAAGCAGAACCUGAUGCGCUGAAGGGGCAGCCGCUGGCAAUGAAAAAGUGGCGACAGAACUGGAACAAGACCGAGUACGACACCUUCACGACCACGCUCAAGAAGCAAACGACACACGCCAAGGAGACAUUCGCGGACGCCUGGUACUUUACCAUCGGGAGGAUCGCCACAGGAGAAGGCGGUGGGAAACAGGGGGUCCGCAACGCCACAAAUUGGGCUCUCAAGGCUAUCGCGGUCGGGCAGCCCUACUGGAAGUACUGCAGCUGGGCCAAGGACUACAAGUUUCUUUACAAGCUCGAGGGCGUGAAGGAGCGCAUGGAGACCAAGUGGAUCACGCUCAAGGAGAAGUUUGCCCACCAUAACAAGGACAUGAGCACAGCGGGCGCCAGCGAUGCGUUCCCGCGGGAGGUGGUGCGCAAGCUCAGCGGCUCGGGCCCGCGCAUACCAGUCGGCGCAGCGUCCGCCGCUGGCGCCGACGUCGCGACGGCGGCGCCAGAUGAGGAGCCAUGUGUGAAUGCUGACGGUGCGGCAGGCCCAUCGCACAAACGGAGGCGCAAAGUGAAGUCACCCGAGGAUGAGGCAGCGGGGGUUGCAGCGGCUGCGGAGCUGGCAAAGCAGGAUUCGUCUGAGAAACAUGCGGCGGAGGAGAAAGCAAAGACGGACGCUGAGGAGAAGACAAAGAAGGCAUCGGAGGAGAAGGCGGUGGCUGAUAGCAUCAAGAAGGUGCCGAAGGCCAAGGCGGCUGCUGCGUCGGUUGCGGCGAAGCUCGUUGGCAGGGCCAAGAUCACCGAGAGCAACUACGGCGUGGCGCAGGCGGAGGCGAACUCCUUGAUCCACGACAUCAAGAAGGUGCCAACUGACGGCUCCGUCAACAAAUGGUCGUGGGCAAACGCGCCAGUGCAUUUGUCGACCAUCAUGGAUCCCCUCGACAAGCUCGCUGAGAUCACGCGCGAGCGCGAGGUCUUCGGUCAGUUCAUGACGUCUGACAUCAGCCAGAUGCGCGCCACCACGGCCAAGCAGAAGAGCCCCGAGGCAAUCGAGAAGUUUGACAGGUAUUUGGCCGAGUUCUCAGAGAAGAUGGACCCCGUCAUCGGCGACCUCGAGCGCGAGGCCCGCAUCUUGAUCAGCCAGCAGCGCGCCAGGGAGACGGCGCUCGAGGCCAACGCCGACCAGAGCUCUGAGACAGGGAGGCGCGCGAAGCGGGCGCUACCGCACGCGCUGACUGCGCUGAUCGUGCAGCUGAUCGGGGGCAGCUGGAUUCGAUUGCACGGGAACCCCGCGCUCUACGCAACGUGGCUCGACGAGACCCUCAACAUAACAUUGAGGUCCGCGGCCGAGCACGCCCGUCAGACCAAAUUCGAGUUUCGUGCGUUCAAAGUGUUCGGGUUGAUGUCGGGGCUCGGGCUCAGUAAGUUUGCAUAUGCGCCGCCCGAACCGCUUGCGUGA
Messenger RNA from Prorocentrum cordatum, 3674 nucleotides. The record is from the annotation of a GenBank genome assembly. Lineage: Eukaryota; Dinophyceae; Prorocentrales; Prorocentraceae.